Thlaspi arvense is the source of this 2304-nucleotide messenger RNA. NCBI's taxonomy places the organism in Eukaryota, Viridiplantae, Streptophyta, Magnoliopsida, Brassicales, Brassicaceae. The record is from the annotation of a GenBank genome assembly.
AUGAAAUCGAUCGGCGGCGACGAUGAGCUCCGAAGGAACCCAAUUUCUCAGCGAAGAAGAAUCUCGUUGAGUACGAUACUUCUUCUGUUAAUCUCCUUGAGCUCGAGGGUUUCCGGUUCGAUAGAUGAAUCUGGAAGAAGAGUGAUUGAAGCGAGAAGUGGGCAAGACUUGAUUUGGGUGGUUCAGCUAUCCGAUCUCCAUUUCAGUGUUCAUCAUCCCGAAAGAGCUAUUGAUUUCAAAAACCUAGUGGGUCCUGCUCUGUCUUUGAUCAACCCGUCCCUCGUCUUAAUCACCGGUGAUCUCACAGAUGGGAAAAGUGAAGACAUGCUAACGAUGAAGCAAGAUGAAGACGAGUGGUUAGAAUACGAGAGUGUGAUGCAAGAUGUUGUGAAGAGAAGUCGGUUGAAUAAGACCAUAUUCUAUGAUCUUAGGGGUAACCACGACAACUUUGGUGUCCCGUCUGUUGGUUCAUCCGUUGAUUUCUUCUCAAAGUAUAGCAUCAAUGGACAGAUGGGAAGGAAAGAAACUGUUAACACCGUCACUCUUGAGGUUGGUUACACUCUCCAAACUUUUUCUAUUGCUUACCUCUUGUUUCAUUUGGUUGAGAUCAUUGAUUUGCAUACCAGUGAACGUAAACAUCUGUUUGUCGGUGUUGACACCACGAUGCAUAUUGGAUUACGCGGCCCAACGAAUCUCUUUGGGCACCCAACUGAUGAACUUUUGAGCGCGCUCGACUCGCAUCUAUCGCAAUGGGAUGACCAGUCAACAAAACCUGUGACAAAGAUAUCAUUUGGGCAUUUUCCGCUGUCCUUCUCAGCGCCGUCACAUUCUCAAAAGAGCCUUAAAGAUGUUUUCUUGAAGCACUCCAUCUCUGCUUAUUUGUGUGGCCAUCUACACUCAAGGUUUGGCAAGAAUCUCAAAAGACUCCAUCAGUCUGCUGGUAUCAGUUUAUCAGAUAAUGACUUGUUUCAGCUGAAUAUGAGGCAGACUGGUGCUGAAAGUACUACGAACUGCUCGUUUGGAGCCUUGCCGGCUGCAGAAUUCUGGGAAUGGGAGAUGGGUGACUGGAGAAAAAACAGGGCAAUGCGGAUUUUGGCCGUUGAUAGGGGUCAUGUUUCGUAUGUUGAUCUUGACUUCAAGUCAAAAUCCCAGAAGACUAUCAUAUUGCCGACCUUUCCAUUGGAUUCACGUUUCAUGUCAACAUCCUUUGCACGUCACAGAUACGAAUGCCAACAUAUGAUCUCGUCAUCCUAUGACGCAAUCAGAGCCAUUGUGUUUUCUCAUUCACUGGUUGUUGAAGUUGUAGCUAGGGUUUAUGACUCAACGCCUGGAUUUGACAACCUGGUCAUGGAAGCUCCAAUGAGAAAACAUGGAGACGAUUCUUCCACUUCCGGGGCAUCAUUUUUUUCACUUCCAUGGAAUUACAGGGCCUUUGAAGAUCCCUUACCAGAUAGAUUCUGGCUGCAGAUAGAAGUGACUGACAUCAAAGGCAGAUCAACUUUAUCAGAAAUGCGGCCAUUUUCCAUCAAUGGUCUAAGCUCUAAAGUCUCGUGGACAUGGAAUGAGUUUCGAGUCAUGGGCUUCCAGUGGGCGGCAUUGUAUUAUCCGAUUCUUUGGUCUGCUCUGUGUUGUUUGUUUCUCGUUUUUCUCAUCCCCAAAUGCAUAAUCGUCGUUUUCAAGAAGCAAUACACCCUCAAAAAGUUCAUCGCCAAGAAAGGACCAAUCACGCUUGUACUGUGGAUUCUCCAAGACCUCUGCAGAAUUCCUGUGGUUUGGUUUGGUUACAUGGCAUAUUUCUUUUAUCUCAUAUUCUUCCCUUGGUUUUCCGGUGAGGUGUUUACUGGUUCCGGAAACAGAACAUACAUGACUAUUAUGGGAUGGGUGGUCACAAGGUCAGGCGCGGAUAAGAAACAUGAAUACAUCGGACAACCUGAUGUGAUGGUUCUGGUGAUCCCACAUCUGGUCUUGGUUGUUAUCCCCAGUGUUUUGGUCGUGUGUGGUCUGGUUGCCGAGAGAGAAAUGUACAAAGAUCACGUCCGAACCGUCUCGGGUAAGAAAGAGGAUGACCAUGACAGGGGAAGGAAGAAGAGAUCACAACGCCGCUCGCUGUUAUUCUCUAGCAGAAGACUGAUUCGGAAAUCGCUCUUGCUGGCUUCAUUGGCUCUAUACUGGAAGCAUUUCAAGAAUUGCUGGAGUCUAGCUAGAGCUUAUGAGAUGAACAUGGUGCUUCAUUUUCCAGGUUACAGUUUUGUAGUUCCUUUGUUGCUACUUUAUGUAAUCUGCAAAACCCAUAAAGUUCCAUGA